Messenger RNA from Medicago truncatula (barrel medic), 870 nucleotides. Its product is annotated as protein ELF4-LIKE 4. Lineage: Eukaryota; Viridiplantae; Streptophyta; Magnoliopsida; Fabales; Fabaceae. Bases 270 to 614 code for a protein of 114 amino acids. The record is from RefSeq and is a predicted model, not a curated record. Gene Ontology annotation, biological process: positive regulation of circadian rhythm; entrainment of circadian clock. The transcript has 2 exons.
ACGAAAGAGGGUCCAAACGUGAGCGUGACUGUCAAAUCUACAUGUUUUCUUUCUCUCUCUUCUCUCUUUCUCUCUCUUUCUCUCUCUAAGCAGCGAAGAAUUCAUUCAUUCAAUUCACAUUUCACAGCACACAGGUCUUCUUCUUCUUCGGAGAUUCAUCAUCACUCUUCCGCUCAAUCUUUCAAUCUCAAAUUAUAAUGUUCCCGAUUCAUAAGGGUUGGUUCUGACUUGAAUUGCCUUUUGAGUUCUGACUCCAAAAAAUUACAAAAAUGGAGGAUGAUACAUUCUCUGGUAUUGGAAAUGGUACACAAAUUGAUACUAAGAUAUUAGGAACUUUUCAGAAGAGCUUUGUACAAGUGCAGAACAUUUUGGAUCAGAACAGGUUACUAAUCAAUGAGAUAAACCAAAAUCAUGAAUCCAAAAUUCCUGAUAAUCUCAGCAGAAAUGUUGGACUAAUUAAAGAGCUCAACAACAAUAUUAGAAGAGUGGUUGAUUUAUAUGCUGAUCUUUCAAGUUCUUUUACUAAAUCCAUGGAUGUUACUUCAGAAGGAGAUUCAAGUGGUGCUGUGAAAUCAGAUGGAAAAGGUGGACACAAAAGACACAGGCCUACAUAGAAAGAGGGUUUGUUUUUCUUAAUUCUUUUGCUUUGUGGAGAAGCUUAACUUCACAAUCUUGUUGAGGUGUAGAACAUGUUUAGGCUCUUUAGUUGAAAACUGAAACUCUCUUCUUGUAUUACAGGACUUUCUUAAGCUUAUCACUUACUAUGUUUUAAAUAUAUAAAAUUUAUAUGUUGAUUAUCCAUCCCUAUUCCUCUCAUUGUAACCUUGUAAUUUUGGAUCUAAUAAAAAAUUAAUCAUGUUUCAGGUACUA